Messenger RNA from Clarias gariepinus (North African catfish), 5493 nucleotides. Its product is annotated as complement C3-like. Lineage: Eukaryota; Metazoa; Chordata; Actinopteri; Siluriformes; Clariidae. Gene Ontology annotation, cellular component: extracellular region. The coding region runs from base 18 to 4970 and encodes 1650 amino acids. The record is from RefSeq and is a predicted model, not a curated record. Gene Ontology annotation, molecular function: endopeptidase inhibitor activity; protein binding. The transcript has 42 exons.
CAGGAUCAGCAGGCAGGAUGUAUGUGGACGUGGUGUGGCUGACAGCUGCGCUUCUCUCUUUUCCCCUGAUCACCUUGUGUGACCCACUGAAUGUGUUGGUGGCCCCAAACCUGCUGCGUAUUGGGACCAAUGAGAAAGUGUUUGUGGAGGCUCAGGAUUAUACUGGAAUUAACCUCAAUGUCAAGAUCAGUGUGAAGUACCAUCGACAUAAAACUAUAGAACUGGCCUCUGUGUCUGUGGUCCUCACUGCUGCUAACAACUAUCAGGCUGUGGCAGACAUAAAAAUUCCUGACAAUAAGGACUUCUUUAGUGAUGAUCCUUUAGAGAAGCAGUAUGUGUACCUGCAGGCUCAGUUUCCCUCUGCCCUGCUUGAGAAAGUGGCCCUGGUCUCCUUCCAGUCUGGCUACAUAUUUGUUCAGACAGACAAGAGCAUCUACACCCCUGGUACAAAAGUUCAGUACAGAAUUUUCUCACUGACUGCUGAUCUGGAGCCUGUUGAACAAAGCAGCGGAAUCUAUGUGGAAAUCAUAAACCCUCAAGGAAUCACAAUUAGCAGGGAAACAAUAUUCCCUAAGCAAGGAACCAUAACAGCAUCAUACAGCAUCCCUGAAGUUGCCAAACCUGGAAUAUGGUCUGUAGUAACGCGGUAUAAAAACACCCCACAGAAGUAUUUCACUGCUGAAUUUGAAGUUAAAGAAUAUGUACUCCCAAGCUUUGCGGUUGCAUUAAAACCAUCCAAGUCUUUCUUCUAUGUGGAUGAUCAGGACCUUCAAGUGGACAUAACCGCCAAAUACCUGUUUGGAAAAGAUGUGGAUGGUGUUGCGUUUGUGGUUUUUGGCAUUAAGAAGGACGACAGUAAGACCACUCUGCCCGCCUCAUUGAAAAGAGAACCAAUCACAAAUGGAGAAGGACAUGCGACUCUGACUAGACAGAUGAUCCAACACACUUUCCCCAAUAUUCAGGAUCUGAUCGGAAGCUCUUUGUACAUUUCUGUCAGCGUUUUAACUGAAACAGGUAGUGAAAUGGUUGAAGCAGAGAAGGGAGCCAUUCAAAUUGUGAAAUCACCCUACACCAUUGACUUCAAGAGGACUCCAAAAUUCUUCCACCCUGGAAUGUCUUUUGAUGUCACGGUUUAUGUAACCAAUCCGGACCAGUCUCCUGCUGAAAAUGUGGACGUGGUGGUCACACCUGGUGAUGUGAAGGGUCGAACCAAGAGUAACGGCAUGGCCAAGGUCAUAGUGAACACUCAGGCAGGAGUCAAAUCACUACAAAUCACUGCAAAAACCACAGCUCCAGGCAUAUUACCUGAAAGACAAGCUGUGAACCAGAUGACAGCCCAGGCUUACACCACCAAAGGAGGCUCCACCAAUUACUUACAUAUAAGUGUAGAUGCUGCAGAACUGGCAAUCGGUGAUCAGAUGAACAUCAAUCUAAACUUCAAAAGUAGUGCCCAAAAUCAAGAUUUCACUUAUCUGAUCCUUAGUAAAGGACAGAUUGUGAAAGGACAGAGGUUUAAAAGACAAGGGCAGUCUCUGGUGACCCUGUCUCUGCCCGUCACCAAGGAACUGGUUCCCUCAUUUCGAGUGGUGGCGUAUUACCAUAUAGGAUCCACUGAGGUUGUGUCAGACUCAGUCUGGGUUGACGUGAAGGACACAUGCAUGGGAACGCUAAAACUGGAUGUAAAAGAAAGUUUAAAUGGAAAAAAAAAUAUAUCUGAGCCCGGUGAUGAGUUUCAUCUCAUAGUUACUGGAGAUCCAAAAGCCAAGGUUGGUCUGGUAGCAGUGGAUAAGGCUGUCUUUGUCCUCAACAAGAACAGACUUACACAGACCAAGAUCUGGGAUGUUAUUGAAAAGCAUGACACUGGCUGUACAGCUGGCAGGGGUAAAGAUGGCAUGGGUGUUUUUUAUGAUGCAGGUCUACUGUUUCAGUCUGAUAAAGCAGGAGGCACCACUGAAAGAACAGCUCCUGAGUGUCCUGCUCCACCAAAGCGAAAACGAAGAGCUGAGACUCUCGUCCAGAUCACGCAAAAGCUGUAUGUUAAAUAUUCCGGUGAACAGAAGCAAUGCUGUGCGGAUGGACUGAAACAGAACAGAUUGGGCUACACAUGUGAACGGAGAGCCUCAUAUAUUUUGGAUGGUGAAGACUGUGUCAAGGCCUUCCUGGACUGUUGUAAUGAGAUCCUAAAACACAAGGACGAGCAGAAAGAAUUGCCGCAUCUUGUCAUCUCCGAUGGUGAUGAUGAUGACUAUAUAAGCUCUGAUCAAAUUGUCACCCGGACACAGUUCCCUGAAAGCUGGCUGUGGGAGGACAUAAACCUGCCGGCCUGCAGAGGAAACCUACCAUGUGAAUCAACAAGCCUCACCUUGGACAAAACAUACCUGAAAGACUCGAUUACUACCUGGCAGAUCCUAGCCAUCAGUCUAUCUAAGAUCCAUGGCAUCUGUGUAUCUGAUCCCUAUGAAAUAACAGUGGCAAAAGACUUCUUUGUGGAGCUCAAGUUACCUUACUCAGCAGUACGCAAUGAACAAGUAGAAAUCAAUGCUAUACUGCAUAAUUUCUCCAAUACAAAACAGAGGGUGCGUGUGGAAUUCUUUGAGACAGAGCAUGUUUGCAGUGCAGCAAGCAAAAAGAAGAAAUACCGUACCAUAGUUACCAUUGAUGCCAUGUCCACCAGAGCCAUCCCAUAUGUGAUUAUUCCUAUGGAAUAUGGGAACCAUCGGAUAGAGGUGCAGGCUGCGAGUGCAACAUUUCAUGAUGGAGUGAGGAGAGCCCUGAAGGUGGUGUCUGAAGGUGUGCUAACUGAACUCCCAGAACAAAAUCUGGAACUAAAUCCAUCUCGCUCACCUGGUGGCGUUCAAGUUCUACAUUUAAAGAGUGAUAUACCAAAUGGGCAGGUUCCAAACAGUCCUGCAAGCACAUACAUCACUGUGUCUGGUCAAGAGGUGAGUCAGACAAUUGAGCAGGCCAUCAGUGGAGAUUUCAUGGGUAGACUGAUCGUACAGCCCACUGGCUCUGGAGAGGAAACCAUGAUCUAUAUGACGCUGCCCUUGACUGCCACACACUACUUAGAUACCACCAAGCAGUGGGAAGCAGUUGGCCUGCAACGACAUAGCGAAGCUGUCCAACACAUUCAAACAGGAUACGCACGAGAGCUUACGUACCGUAAAGCUGAUGGUUCCUAUGCUGCAUGGGUAGACAGACCCAGCAGCACCUGGUUGACAGCUUACGUUGCCAAAGUCUUUGCUCUGGCCAGUAACUUCAUUAGUGUAGACGAAAAUGUUCUCUGCAGUGCCCUGAAGUGGCUGAUUCUGAAUGCACAGAUGCCUGAUGGCACAUUUAAAGAAAAUGCUCCAGUGAUUCAUGCAGAGAUGGUCGGUGAUGUACGAGGCAAAGAUUCUGAUGCAUCUCUGACAGCAUUUGUCCUGAUUGCCCUGCAAGAAGAAAACCACCUCUGUGCCAAAUUAGUCAGUAGUCUUCCGGAAGCUUCCAGAAAGGCCACUGAAUAUUUGGAGCGAAGACUCCCCUCACUGACAAAUCCAUAUGCGAUAGCUAUGACUUCCUAUGCCUUGGCCAAUGCUGGCAAAUUGGACAAAGCCCGUCUCCUGAAAGCUUCCUCUGGAGAUGGAGCUUAUUGGCAAGUUGCUGAAGAGCAUCGCUUCACUCUAGAGGCAACAGCGUAUGCCUUACUGGCUCUGGUAAAAGUAAAGGAUUUUGAUGCGGCAGGAAAAGCAGUUCACUGGCUUAAUAGGCAGAGUAGUCCAUAUGGAGGUAGUGGCACUACACAGUCAACCAUCAUGGUGUUCCAAGCAGUGGCUGAGUACUAUAAGCAAGUAAGAGAUCGUCAGAAUGUUGACUUGGUUGUGGAACUGAGUGUGAGUGGACGAAGUCGCCCCAUCUUAUGGAAGUUCGGCAAGAGCAAUGCACAUCUAACACGCACAGACAAGGUUCAGCUCAAGCAAGAGUUUAAUGUUACUGCUAAAGGAUCUGGUGCUGGAGUUCUCAAAGUGUAUACACUUUACUAUGCAAGACCCAUAGAAAAGAAGAGUGACUGCACAAAGUAUGAUCUAUCUGUUCAAAUGAAAAGGGAACGAGGUGUAUCAAACUCAGAUGCUGAAGAAAUUUAUGAGGUUAUCAUUGACCUUCUGUUUAAGGAUGAAAACAGAGAUGCCACCAUGACUGUUUUGGAUAUUGGCUUACUGACAGGAUUUGUAGUGGAUGAAAAUGACCUUACAGAUCUAACCAGUGGAAGAGAUAAAUACAUUCAGAAGUUUGAGAUGGAUAAGCAGCUUUCAAAACGAGGCUCCCUCAUCAUUUAUUUAGAUAAGGUAUCACACACUAUUGCAGACCGGGUUGUUUUUAGAGUGCACAAGAUAACCAAUGUAGCUUUGCUCCAACCUGCUGGUGUCACCGUGUAUGAGUAUUAUUCUCCAGGGGAACGCUGUGUGAAGUUCUACCAUCCUGGAAAGAAAGAUGGAGCCCUAAACAGAUUGUGCAGUGACCAGGAGGGUCUGUGUCAGUGUGCUGAAGAAAACUGCAGUAUCCAGAAGAAAGAGAAAAUUGAUGAGAAAGAGCGUGAGAAGAAAGCUUGUGAUGUCGGCAUGGAUUAUGUUUACAAAGUCAAAGUUCUGAAUCUGGAUCUGAGCCCAAACACAGAUUUCUAUGAAAUGAAGAUUGAAAAGGUCCUUAAAAAAGGUUCUGACCAAGAUAUACAUGACAAACUGAGGAGCUUCAUGGGUCAUGCUAACUGCAGGGAGUCUUUUGGAUUUGAACAAGGCAAGAGUUACCUCAUCAUGGGCCGGAGCAUUGACCUACCAAGGAUAGACGGAAAGUUGCAGUACAUCUUGGGUGAGCAGACAUGGAUUGAAUACUGGCCAACAGAGCAGGAAGGACAAACCCAAAAAUACAAAGACACCUACAUUGGCAUCAACUCAUUGGCUCAAAUGCUUACCGAAUUUAGAUGCACUACAUAGGCAUGUACAGAUGUGGCCAUUAGGAAUGCACCUUUUUUUUCCGCAAGAUGCCGCGAUUUGGCGCGUGGCAUGCCGCCGAUUGCCGCAAGCAACUUCGGGAAUUUAAAUAAAUGUGUUGUGCUUCACUGAAUAUCCACCAGAUGGCGCAUGGAAGGACUUUAUCUUAAAGUACAACGAUGUAAUGUAUAAUUAGUUACCCUAAAACAAUUUUGUUUUUUUUAAUGCUGAAGCAAACAUGAAUUUUAUUUUGUUUUACAACAGAUCUCUUAUAAUGAAUGUGUGUAUAUGUGCUUCAUAUUAUUUUCAUAAUGAUGAAAUGAGAUGCACAAAUUUGUGCUUUGAAAUUCAUAGUAAGUUUUUUAUAUUUUAUGUCUUAACAGGGACAAAACAAUGAAAGACAUGGCAAUGCCUCAGUUUAAAUAUUCUUGAAAUUAAUUUAAUUUCCUGAUAGUUAGCUAUCUGAUAGUGCUAACUAUGCAAAUGUCCUGAUUCGUGAAUAUGCCAACAGACAUGACAGACAUGA